This is a messenger RNA of Raphanus sativus (radish), 1342 nucleotides long. RefSeq names its product UPF0496 protein At5g66670-like. Bases 219 to 995 code for a protein of 258 amino acids. Lineage: Eukaryota; Viridiplantae; Streptophyta; Magnoliopsida; Brassicales; Brassicaceae. The record is from RefSeq and is a predicted model, not a curated record. The transcript has a single exon.
AGAACAAAUGAAUAAGUAGUAAUGAAUUAAUUUGUCUUUUCAGAAAAAAAAAUGUUUGAAAGUUCAAACUGUGAACAAAAAUAAAUUAGUUCUAGAAAACAUUGAACAAAAAUAAAAUAAAUUUGUAUCUGCUUAGGACAAAACGGUAAGAACGGUUCUGUGAGUUUUCUUGAAUCUCUUUUUUUUUUCCUUUCCAGAUUAGCUCAAGUAUAAGGUCAAUGGCGGCUGUUGGAAUAGUCUGUGGACUACUGUCGAAAUACUGGAGUUCCGAUAAAGAUGGAACCAACAAACAAAACCAGAAUGCUUACACAACUGCUUGUGAAGAAGAUCCAAAGCUCAAAUCAUAUGGUUCUUUGUUUGAGCAACGAUUCAACAAAUUGAAGAGCGAGCUCGCUGCAGGAGGCAAAACUGAAAAUUAUUCCCUAAACUCAGUCAAGUCGCUGUGCGGGUUUCUAGUUGAAAUGAACGAAGAUAUGGCCGAGGAAAUUACCGCCAGCAAAGAUGUAUUGGAGAACGAAGAACUAAGGUCUUUGGUUGACCUCUAUUAUGAGAGUUCCACGAAAACUUUAGAUCUAUUUAAUACCGUGGAGAAGUGCACCAAGAAAGCAAAAUUAAGCUUUUUGAUCGUUAAAGUUGCGAUCAAAAAGUUUGAAAAAGAGUCGAUGGACGACACGGAUUUUGAAGGAAACCUGAAGAAGAAGAAGAAGUACGCCGAAACGUUAGUGGAGCUGAACAAGGUUAAAGCUAUGGGCGAUCCUUUUGGUGACGAGUAUAAGAAUCAGUUGGAAUCUGUACGCUCGGAGCACCUUGUGCUUUUAAAGAAGAUCCAUGAGCUGCUGGUGAAGAUUGAUAAAAAAAAGGCGAAAUUAAAGAGAAGGAGGAGACUGGUGGCUAUUCUUUACGCUUCUGCGGCUUUGACUUUUAUGGCCGUAGAGACUUACGUAUGCAUAGCAUUCGUACCUCCGUUGGCGUUCAAUACUGCCAAUAAACAAUGAAACCCGUCUCAGAAACCAAAUGGAAUGCCAUCAGUCCACAAAGAACAUUAUUAUAACUUGGGACUGCCAUUGAUGCAUGUGAUGUUAAGUCAAAACAAACUUCAAGUAGAAAUUGUCUCUGCAGAAAUAGGGUCUCCCUGAAAUCAAGCUCAUCAAAAUGCUCUUUUUUCGAAUCGUUAACAACUUCCCAAAUCUAAAUGUCAGAAGGCUGCUAGGCACUACAUCAUACGCAACUCCCUUGUCUACAUCCAAGCGGUUGUACGAGAGGACCCUAUAGAGAUAAAGACAUAACUUGUAGAUAAAGAUAACUAUUUGUAUUGUAUUUAUCUUCUGUAGUUAUCCCCUAA